AUGGUUGAUAUCACACCUGCUUCGAGAACUGGUCUAAUCCUUUCUGCUAAUGCCGGUUCUUCUUCGCUCAAGAUAUCUCUCUACGAACUCGUGGGUGAUAAUGCAGAAUCACCCAAGUUGCUCCUGACUUCGUCGAUCUCCAAUAUCACUACUCCACCAGUCAAGUUUUUGUUUCAACCGCUGGAAAUCUCCACGACGUGUCGGGUCAAGAACGAGGAAGUUCCGACCAUUACAGAGCAUGCAUCCGCCUUUGCCCACUUCCUUGAAUCCCUCCAGAGUGAAGCGGACAUUGACAAGGACAGAAUUGUCCAAGUCUGCCAUCGUGUCGUUCAUGGCGGAGACUAUACUGAUGCCGUCGUCAUCAGCGACGGGACUUACCAUCAUAUUGGAAAGCUAUCUGACCUGGCACCCUUACACAACGGAGCCGCUCUUGCUGUUAUCAAGUCUUGCAUUUCCGUCCUUCCCAAGACGAAUUCGAUCGCGUUCUUUGAUACGGCUUUUCAUCGUUCCAUUCCGCCGCAUAUUGCGAACUAUGCCAUUGAUCAGGCAAUCGCGAAGAAACGGGGUCUAAAGAAAUACGGAUUUCACGGUCUCAGUUAUGCAUUCAUAUUGCGCGCAGUCGCGCAAUUUCUCAACAAGCAUCCGCCAUCCGCGCUCAAUUUGAUCAUACUCCAUCUUGGGUCUGGCGCGUCUGUGUGUGCUGUGAAAGAGGGGUGUUCUUAUGAUACAUCAAUGGGUUUAACGCCACUCAAUGGGCUUCCGGGGGCAACUCGUUCCGGUGCGAUUGAUCCCAGUCUCAUCUUUCACUACACCAACAAGGCGGGAAGGAUAAGUCACGACCCCAAAGUCGCGACGCAGCUGCACGUUACUCAGGCCGAACACAUCUUGAACUCCAAGUCGGGGUGGAAAUCUCUGACGGGAACGACUGACUUUGCGCUCACAACCAGACGCUCGAAUGAAGGUUCUCCUGUCGACCAAUUGGCUUUUGAUCUCUUCAGAGAUCGUGUCUUGAACUAUAUCGGCUCUUAUCACUUGAAGCUUGGAGGCCAGGUUGACGCGCUCGUUUCUUCAGGGGGGAUCGGAGAGAGGAGCGUCGAACUUAGGAAGGCUAUAGAGACCAAGUUAGAAUGCCUUGGUUAUUCUGGAGUGGGGGACGCCAAUGAAGACGCUAAUCAUAAGGAAGGCGUAGUCAUUGACGUGAGCAGGGGUGACCCAGAGACCAAGAAGAUCUUGAUAUGCCGGACAGACGAGCAGUUCGAAAUGGCAAGACAGUGUGCACAAGGUGACAAGUUCUGGGAGCCUGUGUAA
Molecule: messenger RNA, 1308 nt
Organism: Guyanagaster necrorhizus
Lineage: Eukaryota; Fungi; Basidiomycota; Agaricomycetes; Agaricales; Physalacriaceae
Product: acetate kinase
Exons: 6
Coding region: 1-1308 (435 amino acids)
Biological process (GO): acetate metabolic process; phosphorylation
Molecular function (GO): acetate kinase activity
Source: RefSeq, a predicted model, not a curated record